AUGGCUCCUGGCAGUACCAACACACCACCUACUACCCACACUGACUCAUCAUCUGACACAGAUACCAAUAUGACAGAACUACCACCACCUCCUCCUUACUCAAAGGAACCUACAACUCACAGUGGUAGCGACUCGGUCUCUCCAACUCAACGCACUGGUUCGUCGCCAUUCUCUAUUCACCACAUGCUAAAUUCUGAAAAUUUACAACACCAACAACAGCAACACCAACAGCUGUUACCAUUACCAGAUAUACCACCAGAGCUGAGGGAUUUGUCUGCUGCUCAUGCACUAACCCAGUUGACUGGAAGUGCCACUCCCCCAUCAGAUGCUGACACUAUGGUAACCACAGACCAAGAAGAUGACUUGGAUACCAAUGAGUCGCAAAGGCAGCAAAGACACCCUCUUGUCUCAACAGUGUCAAUGGUUGCCAAACAUCCAAUUGUUAUGAAUGCAGUAAAAUACUAUGAAACUUCCAAGCGCAGAUACUCUUCAUUCAACUAUGCUGCAGGAAUUGUUGAAGCUGCAGCAAUACCAGUGGUCACUAGAAUAGAAGACAACUUAAACACCAGGCAUCAAACAAGCAGGCAUGCAUCUUCAUCUUCAUCUUCGUCUUCAAUGUCACCUGGUAAUACACCGCCACCGACAUUGAACCACCAUACCAUGUCUUCCUUUGACAAUAAACAGAAGAAAAGAAGGUUGUCAACGUCGUCUACAAUGUCGACAAGGUCGACUGCAACUACCGCUACUACCGCAUUAUCCGGGAUCGUGCCUAGUUCCGAUGCAAAGAAGAGAUUACAGUUUUGUAUCCACAUUUUAAAGGCAGCUAAUGCAACAAUCAAUUCCAAAAUCAACUUCCUUCAAUUGAAACUUGACGAAACUGAAUUGGCAAUAAAAGAAAAGAGACAUCAGCUACAAACACAAAGGUCUAAUGACAGUUUGUUGUCUGAUCAAACUACUGAAAAAACCAAAGGUGAAAUUGUUGGCACUGUCAAGAAAAUCAUUCAUCUCAUACUGAACUUUCGUCCAAGCACUUUAACUACAACAACUGCGCCAACCACUCAAGCUAAUGCUGCAACAGAGACAGCUUUAGCAUCAGGAACUCCAGCAACUCCUACUACACCAGCUUCAUAUCAUCCAAAUACUUUAUCUCGCACUAGCUCAUACAAUGGAACUCCCGUACCUAGCGGCUCAACUGACAAUGCAAAUACACCAACCAGCACAUUAACGCCAACAACAUCACAUGGGUCUUGUUUACAAGAAUUUGAGUUGAAAAACACCAUCCGCGAUAUCAUCUUACGCUUACCUGCGUCAAUACAAAAUUGCGAAACUAGUGAAGGAGGCAAUGAUCGCAUAUUUGUGUUUGCAAAGGAAAGUUUGGAAAUGAUUACAAAGCUUACCAAUGUUUUCAGUGACCAGUUGGCUCAUGUUGAGUCAUGGGUUAAUGGCGAGAUUCCGGAGGACCCCAAAGCUGCAUCAACUGAGGAGGAAGUACAAGAGAAGACCAAACAUGAUGUGCACAUGAAGGAUGAAAGUGGGUUUGACCUGGUAAGUACCAGGUGCUCAAGUGAAGAGCCGGAUGGAAUCACCUCAGCAACAAAGAGAAUGAGAAUAGAUGAAUUGAUUGAGAAUUGA
Molecule: messenger RNA, 1632 nt
Organism: Lodderomyces theae
Lineage: Eukaryota; Fungi; Ascomycota; Pichiomycetes; Serinales; Debaryomycetaceae
Gene: OPI1
Product: transcriptional regulator
Exons: 1
Coding region: 1-1632 (543 amino acids)
Biological process (GO): regulation of transcription by RNA polymerase II; phospholipid biosynthetic process; endoplasmic reticulum unfolded protein response
Cellular component (GO): nucleus; endoplasmic reticulum
Molecular function (GO): transcription corepressor activity
Source: RefSeq, a predicted model, not a curated record